Messenger RNA from Coffea eugenioides, 3074 nucleotides. RefSeq names its product pentatricopeptide repeat-containing protein At4g02750-like. The coding region runs from base 188 to 2188 and encodes 666 amino acids. The transcript has 4 exons. Gene Ontology annotation, biological process: RNA modification. NCBI's taxonomy places the organism in Eukaryota, Viridiplantae, Streptophyta, Magnoliopsida, Gentianales, Rubiaceae. The record is from RefSeq and is a predicted model, not a curated record. Gene Ontology annotation, molecular function: RNA binding; protein binding.
UCCAGGAAGCACUUCUUCCACAUCUUACCCAAGAAUGCUUAUCAGCCAUGCAUGCAACAAAUAUCUUCAAUAUCCACUCAAAGUUAAGCCCACCAAUAUUUUUCCAUUCAUAGUUUCUUUCUAGGUAGGCUCAAAGUGUACAGAGGUACAAACAACGAAGUUCAUUGCGGCUAAAACAUUCAGGUGAAUGGCUCAGCCGGCGCGGCUGUGCCUGAGGAGUUCAAAUUCUCCUUCAUGGUUCUUUUACAGCCAUUUCUUGAAACUUCCCACCCUUUCCAAACGGUAUUGCAGCAGGGACUAUGCAACUCCGGUAAUGCUAAAAAACCCACAAAAAUUGACGGGCAACUCGACCAUCUUUGGCUUAGAGUUGGGAAAGGGUGUCCAUAGACGUAAUCUUGAAUUAAGAAGCUUGGGUAAUCAAGGUAAAGUAAGUGAAGCCAGGAAGAUGUUCGAUGAAAUGCCGCAAAGAGAUGUCGUUUCUUAUGCUUCCAUGAUUACGAUUUAUCUUAAACAAAAUGAUCUUCCUAGAGCUGAAAGUUUGUAUAGUGCAAUGCCUGAGAGAUAUAUUGUAGCUGAUUCGGCAAUGGUACACGCCUAUGCUAAGGUUGGUCAGCUGGAUCUUGCGCGGAAAAUUUUUGAUCGUAUGCCUUGUAGAAAUGUGUUUUCUUGGACUGGUUUGAUUUCUGGGUAUUUUAAACAUGGAAGGGUGGAUGACGCUUGUGAACUCUUUCGACAAAUGCCUGAGAAAAACGUGGUUUCGUGGACUACAAUGUUGUUGGGUUUUGCUCGAAAUGGCUUGAUUGAUCAGGCGCAGGAAACUUUUGAUCAAAUGCCAGUCAAAAAUGUGGUUUCUUGGACAGCUAUGAUCAGGGCUUAUGUGGAGAGUGGUCAAGUUGAUCAGGCCUUUCAGCUCUUCUAUCAAAUGCCUGAACGUAAUCUUUAUUCCUGGAAUAUAAUGAUCCAAGCCUGCUUGGAUUAUGACUUGGUGAAUGAGGCAGUGCGGCUGUUUAAUUGCAUGCCGUGGACGAAUGCAGUUUCUUGGACCACAAUGGUUACUGGGCUUGCACAGAAAGGAUUUAUUGAUUUGGCUCGGAAGUAUUUUGAUCAAAUGCCAAGCAAGGAUAUAAUUGCUUGGAAUGCUAUGGUAUCAGCCUAUGCUGAUCACGGCAUCAUGUCUGAGGCUAGUAAACUUUUCAGUUUGAUGCCGAAUCACAACAUGGUGACAUGGAACGCCAUGAUUGAUGGGUAUGCCAAAAAUGGGCAUCAAGAUGAAGCUCUCAAGCACUUUGUUCUCAUGCUACGAAGAUCCAGUGGGGCUAACGCAAUUACCCUCACUAGUGUAGUGAUUGCAUGUGAAGGAAUUCUUGAGCUGUUGCAAGCUCAUGGUCUUCUCGUCAAGCUAGGUCUUGAGCAAGAGACCUCAUUGACCAAUGCUCUUGUUACCAUGUACUCUAGGAGUGGAGAUCUUAGCUCAGCACGACUUGUUUUUGAGAAUCUUGAGGCGAAAGACAUUUUGUCAUGGACAGCGAUGAUUCUCGCGUACUCUAAUCAUGGUUAUGGUAACCAAGCAUUACAGAUAUUUGCUCAGAUGUUGCGAUCAGGCAAUAAACCAGACGAGGUUACAUUUGUUGGAGUCUUGACGGCCUGUAGUCAUGCAGGUCUUGUCAAGAAAGGCCAAAGGCUUUUUGACUCCAUGAGGUCUGCUUAUAAUAUCAUUCCCAAUAAAGAGCAUUACUGUUGUCUUGUUGACAUCCUUGGUCGAGCUGGGCUAGUCAAUGAGGCUGUCAAGGUGGUUUACCAAAUGCCUCCAGGAGAAUGUGAUGGUGCUGUUUUAGGAGCACUACUUGGCUCAUGCAAGUUAUAUGGGGAGGUUGCCCUGGCAAAGCUUUUGGGUGAGAGAUUAUUAGAGCUAGAGCCAUCUAGUUCAGGAAGCUAUGUGCUUCUAUCUAACUUGUAUGCUACUUGCGGUUUGUGGGACAAUUUUGCUCAUAUAAGAAAGAGGAUGAAGGAGAGUAGAGUGAAUAAAGUACCCGGUUUUAGUCAAGUAGAAGUAAAGGGUGAGAAUCAUGUGUUUUAUGCAGCAGACAGAUCUCAUAAGGAAAUGGAGCAGAUAUAUGCUGCACUGAAGGAGAAGCUUCUACCGGUGAUGCAAGAUAAAUAUUGCAUGUAUGAAGCUGUAGCGGUAUAGAUUGACAUGGAAUUACAUGUAGAGCUUGUGCUACUGUUUGGUGAUGCAAUUUUUGAUUGCUGGGAUAUGCUUUCCACUAAAUUGAUGCACGGUGCUGCAACAGUACAAAAGCAUUUGUUGUCUGAGAUACCACACUGAACCAGGAAGAUUAGGGGAAAAUUCCGUAGCUGAAUUGGUGGAAAUGCUGCUAAAAAGCACGGAGUUCCAAGGGUAUGCAUUUGACGGGGCCAAGGUGAAGAAGAGAGAAAAGGAGACUGGUAAUUUAGAGAAGAAGAGAUGCUGCCUAUAUUUCGGACUUCCAAAUAGAUCAAGUUUCCUAUUGCUUAACAUUGUGCAGCUAAAUUGAGCUCUCAUGAAACAAAUCAAUAUCAGAUAGGCUUCCCAAUUUGGUCCAGCAGAAAGAAAAGCUUAGGACUUUUGCUUUGCAUAAGAGAUUCUCAAAGCUGAAGAUUCUUACUUAACUAACCAAGACUAUCAAACAGGGUUCCAUAACAAAGGAAAAUUAGGAGGCCUGGCAAUGGUAAUGCAGAUUUCUACAGGCUUCCUAACAGGGAGAAAAGGGUCAAAAGUUUCUUUGAUCAAAACAAGGGCCAUCCAUUUUUGCCCUUUCCUAUGUUGGAAGUUACAGUCCGAUUCAAACUCUCCUAGAUACCUUUUUGUUCUUCAUCAGAUGGAUGACACUUAAUAGGCAUCUAUUCUGAGAAGCUUCUUGCAUUCCAUGUUCACUACUGUUACUUUCAAAUGAACUAACAAACUCGGUAGCUGCUUCUGUUGUUCUUUAUUGUGAGUAUUCCCCAGAUACCCGGUUCAUUGUUUCUUUUUUUGAGGCACAUUUUCUUUGUAAACAUGACAAUACAAAAGACUGAAAUAAGAGAGAGUCGAUAUA